This is a messenger RNA of Nezara viridula (southern green stink bug), 2686 nucleotides long. NCBI's taxonomy places the organism in Eukaryota, Metazoa, Arthropoda, Insecta, Hemiptera, Pentatomidae. The record is from the annotation of a GenBank genome assembly.
CUUAAACUGAAUUAGUAAACUCAUGUAGCUUCUGUUGACUCGGGAUUCGGAGUAGUUAUAUAUUCUAAUCAGUUAUAUUAUUUAUUACAAAACUUGACGUUAAAAUGUCGGGAAGCAAUAGAGAAGAGAUUUUAGCAAACUUUCAGGAAGUAACUGGCAUGGAAAAUGUGGGAGAAGCCAUCAUGUGGUUAGAAAAUUGUAAUUGGGACCUGUUGAGUGCCAUUAAGAGUGCUUUACCUCAAGAGAUGAAUGACCAAGACAGGAUGUUACAAGUUGGGCAUGGAGAUACUACUCAGUUAGCAACAAAUGGUGUACCUGUUACUAUCAGUUCUGACUUUAUUGAAAUGCCUUCCACCUCAGGAGAUUCUCAUAAAAAUCAACCUAGUUUACAUAUUCAUGUGUUUUAUCUAAAUAAUGAGAUAAAAGUUCAAGUUCCCGAAAGUUUAACUGUUGGUUGCUUAAAAACUAUAAUUUAUUCUGAGACAGGUGUACCUCCUUGUCAACAAGAAUUGACAGGAUGGCUUGAGGAGCCUACGUCUGACACUGUUCCUCUGUCCAAAUUAAACUUACCUAGUGUUGUAUAUUUAAGACUUAACCAGAACAAAGGUAGUACUGCAAUUGGUGAUCAACAUGGGGAUUCACUUAUGGAAGUAGUUGAUAACUCCGAGACAAUUUAUGUUCUCAAAAUUUAUGAUGAACUCAAUAACAAAGAAUACAAUUUGAAGUUACCUGGUGAUAGGAAUGUAGCUCAAGUGAAAGCUGACAUUUUUACAUUGACUGACAUACCUGCAAGGCAUCAAAUUUGGUGUGGAUGGCCAGAAAACAUCACUGAUGAUUCCAAAUUAUAUGAAUUAGAUUUAGAUCAACCCUUCCACUGUCUUACAGUUCAGAGUAGUAAUAUUGUAGAAGAAAGCCCUCUGAAUAAUUCUGUUAUUUCUAUUUCUAGCACUGAUACCCCGCCUUCACCGAUCUUCAUCGAUCUCGCCGAUACAGACAGCUCCCCUGAAGAUUUUGAAGAUGCUUCUGAAGGAUUUGCUGUCGAAGAAGAAAUGUUUAAUGAUAUAACUCCAAGAGCUUCGAGGCCAUCUCCUUUGAUUCCAGAUAAUGUUGAAGAUGAAACAGCAGGUUCUGUACACUUUAUUGAUGGCUAUAAUCAACGCUAUGGACAGUCAGCUCCUAGUUUCUUUCCUGGUACUUUAGAAGAUGCCAUUAAAGAAGCUUGUUUUCGUCCAGCACGAGAGAGACGAAUGUUGGCUAUUUAUUUGCACCAUGAUGGUAGUGUCUUGACUAAUGUUUUUUGUACGGAGUUACUUGGUUUUGAAACAGUUUUGCAGACGUUUGCGAAUUAUUUUGUUGUAUGGGGAUGGGAUAUUACAAAUCAAGGAAAUAGAGAAAUGUUCCUGUCAUCUGUAACAAGAUUGCUAGGGAGCACUGUUACUGAAACAGUCCAAAGUAUAAGCAUUGAUCUUCUGCCAGCACUUGUAAUUAUUUCAAGAUCUCGUGCCAAUACUGAACUACUCAAUGUAAUUUAUGGAAACAUAGGCAUCAAUGAGCUUCUGACAAUGUUAAUCCAUGCAGUUGAUGUGUUCACUGAAAUCCAGGAAACUGAAUCCAAGGAGGAAGAAGAAAGAGCUGCGAGAGAAAAAAUUAAAUCAGAACAGGAUAGAGCAUACCAAGCUUCUUUACAACUAGAUAGAGCCAAAGAUGAAGCAAAAAAGCAACAAAUGUUGCUGCAGUCUCAAGAGGAAGAGAGACUUAAAAAGGAACAGGAAAUGGAGGAAGAACGGAGAAAGGCUGAGAGAUUGGCUGUAGAAUCACAGCUACCAGAAGAACCAAGUGAUGAUGACCAAGUCAUUACUUUUCGGUUCCGCCCUCCAAAUGGUGAAAUGUUUGAAAGAAAGUUUUUGCCAUUAAAUAAAUUGCAGGUGCUCUUUAAUUACCUGCUAGUCAAAGGCUACAGAAUUGAAGAAUAUAAACUUAUAUCUCCCUGGCCAAGAAGAGAAUUAUCUUCGCUUGAUGGAGAGAUUUUACUUCAGGAUAUUGGUCUGUGUGCUCAGGAAACAAUUAUUUUAGAAGAACGAUAAAUAAAAAGACUACUUUUAUAAAAUAAGUAAAAGAGAACUAUCUAUGGCUGUGUCUUGUUUCUUUAUAAAUUAGAAAGCUUCAUAAGUUCAUAAAGAAUGGAGCAAAUUAAAAAAAAAAAACAAAGCAAAAAAAAAUCUAUAUUUCAUACAAUUAGUAACUAGUUGUAUAAAAUUAUUCUGAAAAUCAUCAGACAUUAUGUGAGUAUUUUUGUUGGACUGGUGUUUAUGUAAAUGAUUAAUGAUCCUAUAGUAGCAUUUGUUUUUUUCUAAAUGAUAAUCAUAGUACAUCCUCGGAUUAGAUUUGUUAUUUUAUUAUUCAUUCCAUUACAUAGUCCAAAAUUUUACAUUGUAAAAGUUAAAAAUAAUGUUUUUUUAAUAUAUAUCUGUUUGUCGUUAAUAUUGUAAUAUUUGUUGAUAUUCAAUAUCAAUAAGAAGUCUUGUAUGUUUUUUACCAUUUAUAAUUCUUAUUAAAUGCAAUUAGUAUUUUUAUUAUUUUUUGUUUCUUUUUAUAGUAAUUAAUGCCUAAAUGUAUGAUUAUUCAUGUUCCAGUUUAAAAUUGUUAUAACCCCUUAAAAUUUUGAAACCCUUUUGUAUUAUUACCA